Megachile rotundata (alfalfa leafcutting bee) is the source of this 1742-nucleotide messenger RNA. RefSeq lists its product as uncharacterized. Gene Ontology annotation, biological process: axoneme assembly. The record is from RefSeq and is a predicted model, not a curated record. Gene Ontology annotation, cellular component: axoneme. Lineage: Eukaryota; Metazoa; Arthropoda; Insecta; Hymenoptera; Megachilidae. Gene Ontology annotation, molecular function: protein binding; dynein complex binding.
AGCAAAUGAUUUGAAAUUUCAGAAUGACCGAGGAUUACCUGAAGAAACAAUGCAAGCUGCAAAAGCUCUAUCAGACACCGCACUUGAAUGACGUACUCUAUCUGCAUUACAAAGGUUUCUCUUUCAUCGAGAAUCUAGAAAAGUACACGGGUUUGAAGUGUUUGUGGUUGCAGAACAACGGGAUCCGCGAGAUUGCCAAUGUGGAAAAUCAAAGCGAAUUAAGGUGUCUGUACCUUCAGAACAAUCUGAUCGGCAAAAUCGAGAAUCUUGAUUAUCAGACGAAGCUCGACACCCUGAAUCUCUCUCACAACACUAUAAGGAGGAUCGAGAAUCUCGAUAGCCUCAAGUUCCUGAAUACUCUAAACCUGUCGCACAACUACCUACAAGACACCGCUGACAUUGAACAUCUCCGAUUGCUGGACAGUCUCUCGGUACUGGAUAUUUCUCACAACAGGAUAGACACCGAGCAAGUUGUUAAUAUUCUAGGGGACAUGAAGGAAUUACGAGUAGUACGUCUGGUAGGCAAUCCAGUUUUGAAGAUGAUCAAGCUGUAUCGCAAGACCAUGAUCCUAAAAUGCAAGAAUCUGAGGUACCUCGACGACAGACCAGUGUUUCCGAAAGAUCGCGCGUGCGCCGAAGCAUGGUAAAUUACAAUCAAUCUCUUUGAGCCUAUUUGGAAGCACGAUAGGUUUUAAUUAACGAAACUGUCGCGAAGACAGGAUGCGAGGAGGGCCCGAGGAAGAAGCUGCUGAAAGGAAACGCUGGAACGACGCGGAGCAGAAGAAAAUCAAUGACAGCGUACAAGGUGUGUAAAAAUCGAAAGGUGAAAAAUACGAAACGAUCGACUCUUGAAUCGCGUUUUACCAGUUUCGACUUUAACACUAAAACUACCAAAACGGUCAAAUGACCGCUCCACAACUUUCCAACUAUAAGUUACACAAUUUGUUAAGCUGUUCUUCUUGAAAUCUGCGUUGAUUUUCAUCAAGAUAGACAACUUCAUUUUAAUGCCAAAUGAAGUACAUGUUAUACGCCGAUAGGUUCAGUGUUAAGAACCGGCCAUUUUGUACGAACAUCGAUGAAAUACGGUCAUGUAGUGACUUUCAUCGAAGCUUAUGCUUCGAAUUGUUGGGACGCGAGUACCAUUUUGGGGUACUUUUCGUCAAAUCGUAUCGGAUGUUCGGUAGGCGAGCUUCUAAUGGAAUCCACUUACUUUAGCAAUCUCGAAGAAGCGAACGAAUGAUUACCAAAAUGGUUUGAAGAAGUAAAAAAUAACCGGUAGACUAGUCAAAGCUUCGAGCAUAGUAUUUAUUUCCGUCCAUAAUCGUUCGGAGUCGAUGUUUGAAGCGUCUGCUUAGAAAAUUGCAAACCGAUCUAAUCUGUUAUCCGUUCAAUCGAUCGCUAAUUACCUGCGGACCUGCGCCCGCCCUCGAAAGCCCUGAUAAACAAAAGGAAGCUGUACAAACCGGUCGGGACGUCCGAAAAGGAGGCGGAGGAUAAGAAGAAGACGAAGGAGGACGAAGAAGAAGUAGCUGCCACGAGCAAGCUCGUGUGCACGAGCAACGAACUGGUAAGAACUAGUUUUGUCAAGGUCUGGUACAGAAUUCGUGCUUCGAAUAAUAUCACCCAUCGGUCCCAUCCACUAUUUGAUCAUUCACCACGCGAUACCCCCCGUUGAUGUUGUUCUUCUCGAUCCAACGUUCAAGCUCCAGCUGGAGAGGAAGAAAAAGUCAGGUGUCUCAUCC